Messenger RNA from Saccoglossus kowalevskii, 1023 nucleotides. RefSeq names its product zonadhesin-like. NCBI's taxonomy places the organism in Eukaryota, Metazoa, Hemichordata, Enteropneusta, Harrimaniidae. The record is from RefSeq and is a predicted model, not a curated record.
GUCUCCAUAUAGCAUUUUAUGUUGAAGAGUAUUGUAGAAAAUACAUAAACGAUGUUACGUUUGUUAUUGAUUCUUGUGGUUACUAGUUUGACUCUAGCAGUCCCGCACGAGAGACUGCUUGCGCAGAGGAGUUCGACGAGCAUAUACAAACUUGUGGACAGCCCAGUAAACUGGUAUGAAGGUAAAGAAAGUUGUGAAGCUAUGGGUUGUGUACUAGCACAACCCAAAUCUGAGCAAGAAUACAACGCUAUAUUUGCUUUACUCCCAACAUCAGAAUUCUAUUGGAUUGGGGUGACCGAUUUAGACCACGAAGGGCGAUUCACUUACGACACUGAUAAUCAAGACAUUGUUUACAAUAAUUGGGAUUUAGAAGAGCCAGAUAAUGACAAUGGAGAGGAGCAUUGUGUUGAUAUUAGUUUUAGCAACACGUAUUGGUAUGACUACAACUGUAACCUUCAGGACGAUGGUGCAGUCUGCGAAUGCCCUCCUGAUGGUGUGAGAGGUGAUCCUCAUAUGAGGACAUUCGAUAGUCGUGCAUAUACAUUCCAAGGAACAGGCUGGUACAUUCUCCUAAAGGACUGCACCAACAAGCCUCGUUUUGAAGUCACAACUAAGUUUGAACCAAGAGAAGACAGUACACCAGACCAAGUUAGAACAAUAACUACCACAUUCAAUAUAACUGUUGGAAAUCAAUAUGCGGUCGUUAAUGGACUGGAUGUUACAACAGGAAGUACAGAUGGACAAAUGACUGACGAUAAAGUUAUAACAAUCCAGGAAGAGGAUAAGAAUAUUAAACUGUACUUCACUUCGAAAGACACGACAUUCACUUUUAAUUGGACUCUGCGAAAUCAUGCAUUGGAUGUAUCUUACAAUGGUUCGUUUUACAAUGGGAAGCUAUGCGGUCUGAUGGGUAAUGCAGAUGGUGAUACUCGCAAUGACUUCCAGAAACCAGAUGGUAGCAUUACCAAAGACGUUAAUGAAUUUGGUGAAAGCUGGAAAGUGAAUGACAAAAAACGUUUCUAG